UCCGCCUCUCAUGUUUUUGCUCCGAGUCCCACUAAGCGGACCAUGCGGCUGUUCACCGUCUCAACUUUGCUCCUGUUUUUCCUCAGCUCAGGUAAGGACGCACAGCUUCUCUUUCGAAACACUUCACCGGAUUAAAGUCCGAUUUACAGACAAUCGUUAGACACUAAAAACUUAUAGUUCCUUUUUUUGGAGAGAGAGCGCGCACAGCUUGGAGCGAUGCGCGCUGAUCCAUCGCUGUCUUUUUUCAAAGUUGAACAGAUUUCUGAUCUGUGCCUCCGCUUUAUGAUGAGGGAAAACUUGAAUGUACUGAGAUUAAAGUAUCGAUUGCCACAUAUUUAUUAUUGACACCCAUAGGAGAUUGUUGUCGCUUAAAGCUUGGUGUGGCACGCGCUUUGCGCCUUGAACGAUAUAGGUAAGUUUUCAUAGAGGCUGCAUCAACAAUGUUGAAACCAUCGACUCCAGUUCAAACAGUGAAAUGUCUCCCUGAUUUUUACCUCUUCUUCAUCACCAAUUGCUCCAGACUAUUUCAUCCGUGGCGGAGGGAGAGCUUUUUGUUGAGUAUAAAAUAAUAAUUACAAUAAAUGUAGUCGAGUAAAACUUACAAUAUAUUUCAUUGUGAAACGUGAUGGAGUGAAUAAGAUAACAUGGAAAUACCCAAGUAAAGAACAAGUACCUUCACUGUACUCAUGUAAAUGUGCUUCGUCACAUUCCAUCACCGAAAAUACUUCCACUAUUAAGUCUAUUAAUCAAAUCUCCUGUUCAAUGCAUUACUGUCCACUGCCAGGCAAAGUUUUACAGAUGAUGACCAAAGGUUGUCCUUCUCAAUGCCAACAAUAUGUUUAAAUCUGCAGCAAAUGCAAUAUUCAUUCUCAUUUCUGAUGUAUGUGGUUGUAGAAGCCCCUUAUCAGUUUUUAAAAUAUUGAAAGAUGCUUGGAACUGGUCUUUUGAAACAUAAAUAAGGAAAGAUUAUAAGCCAAAACAUUUUAAUUGUCAAUGUAGUCUGAAUAAAUUGAUGGGUCAAUGCAUUUGUGACUUGAGGGCAUCCCGACUGGUUCAUGAAAAACUGUUCAGUCAUUCAGAUAAAUCAUUCAAUAAAGCAUGUUCACUGUCAGCAUAUCAGUUUUUCAGUAGAAAAUACUGAGAUAUCGACAAUCAAAGCCGGACGUGAUGAAAUGUUGCCAAACAUGUUGCCAAAAUAAAUGUACCACCAGCAGCUCCAAUGCAGCUGAAUAAUGGAGCAUGUCUGUCACAUCAAUUUGAGAUGGUCGGAGUGCAAGGAACCAAAAGUCAGAAUGUUCAAGAAAAUGAAAACUGAAUUUCACUCAGAGAUGGAACUCUCUUUAUUCAUGAUACGACAAAAAAUAAAUGGAGCAUGUAAAUGAAAAAUGAGUAAGUGUUGUGGCUGAUGGUGGAGACCUGCUGAAAAUGAUCAUGAAAAUACAAGGAUUAAAUAAUUAGGGGAGAAACAUGUGAUCAAAUAUGUGACCAAAAAACUUCUAAUACAUAGACAGAGAGCAAUUUUUUUUAUUACAAGUUCUCUGAAAUUGUAUGUUUAAAUAUGCAAAGUAGGCAAUAACUUAUUAAAUAUGUGCUCAUUUGCAUACAUUUCCAGAACACAAAUCUGAACACUGGAUAAAGCCAGAUUCAAAAUUCUUGUUCAGUUUUGUUGACAUGUUAGAGUCAAAGGUUCUGAGGGAAUUUGGAUAUCUCUUUGUAUCACUCAUAAAUCAGAAAAUAUACAGUAAUGUCAACAGCCAUAAAUUAGGCUAUGAAUGAUAUAUGAACAAACUUUUUAGUAAAAACCUUUCAGAAUAUCGAUAGGAGUGCAACUGGAAAGUUUGUCUAUACUUAAGUGCUACUGAGGUGGAUAUUGUGACUCACAGUUUGAGAAAAAACUAAUUUUGAGAAACCUGAAUUCAAAGAAAUGUAUAAUUCCAUACAUUUUGAAGAUGCUAUAGGUGAAUAGUGUAAAAAAUGCAACUAAUAGAUAUCAUCAUGAAAUUCCAUAGAUGAUUACCUACACUAAGACAAUUAUUUGUACAAGGUUUCUGAAAUUCGAUGGUUAAAUAUGCAAUAAGUCAUUAUCUAAUGCUAACUUUGGAUGAAUUUAGGCGAAAUCUACAGAUGCAAAUAGACAAAGAAGUAAAAUAAACACCUACUUUUGUAUUUGGGAUGUUUUCUUUCCACUAGUCUGAGAGAAGACACGUUAUCAAAGGAAAAUAGAGCAAAAUCGCAAAAUUGACUAGUGCAUGAAAAACAAUGUUUUUGCCUGGGGUUACUCCCCAAUGUGUGUGUGUGUGUGUGUGUGUGUGUGUGUGUGUGUGUGUGUGUGUGUGUGUGUGUGUACGUGUUGCAGGGCUGGCUCUGCAGAUCCAGUGCUAUCAGUGUGAGGAGAUGACACACGACUGCUCCACGCCAGAGUUCAUAGUCAACUGCACUGUGAACGUGCAGGACAUGUGCCAGAAGGAGGUUCUGGUGAAGGAUGAUGGGAUACACUAUCGCAAGUCCUGCGCCUCGUCGGGAGCCUGUCUUAUCGCCUCGUCUGGUUACCAGCAGUUCUGCAGCGGCAAGCUCCACUCAGUGUGCAUCACCUGCUGCAACACACCGCUGUGUAAUGGACCACGGCAGAAGAAACGACCCCAACCAUCGGCGGCCAUUACACUGACCACGCCGCAGCUCCCCGUGUUUUCUCUCUAUGUUUUUCUGCUACUGUCCUCCACACUGUGCUGACAGACCUUCACACGCUGAGUUAACAUGUGUUUUGACAGUGGAGACAACUUGAACUGGAACUGUACUAACUAACUGAGACAGUGAGGAAUACAUACUGUGAAAUGUAUAUUCUUUGAGCAGGGAAACGUUUGCACAGUACUUCUUCUCUGGACUUCCAUUCUGUCGCAGCUUGCCUCCAAAUGUAAUUUUGGGAAUUUGUUUUUAUCAUCACAUGUGUCAUGUCACAAACAUGGUCGCGGUGCAGCUACAAGGGCAGGUGGGUAUAAGGUGAGGUGGAGGACAUGGAACAGCUUCUGGCUAUUUUGUUGGGCAGCAGGUGGCUCAUUCGCAUCUGUCUUUGUUUACUUGCACUACAAGGUCAAAUACAACAUAUUGCAGGAAAAAUAGUAAGUUCAGAUUCAUCAUUUAUUCUCUGAGCCUGAGGAAAAGCUCUACAAAAUAUAUAACGCUGUGAUUUAUUCUAGAUCAAUACCCUUACCUGGGACAAUCACAGAUUCUUCUAGUAUUGACGAAAUGAAAAAGACAAUGUAUGAUAUGUAUGACAAUGAUACUGUUUAAUGAUUCGGUGCAGUCUGGAAAAAGGUAUUUGAUGAAGAAAAUCACACAUGCUAGUCAUCAUGUUCAAACCACCUACAGCCCUAAAGCCCCUCACAGAUACAACAUCAUCUCAUCAGUGGAGGCCAUGGAAAAGUUGUAUCCAGAAACUUUCCUCCACUAGUUCUGUCACAACCAUUUCUGUCUGCUCACAAAAAUUGUACAUAGAGCUGCAAAAGCAUGUUGAAAUACAUAAACCCUUUUUCAAACUACUUACUACAUAUUCUUUGUAUUUAUAAUGACUAGAACCGUUUGCAUUGAGGUUGAGCAGCAGUAGUACAGUGAGUGUGUGGUACGAUAAGGGGCAUCUAGACUGCUGAUGGACUUUGAAGAAAGAGUUCUGAAGUUACCCUAAAAGUUAUGCUAGUUCCCUACGAUCAGGGAAUAUGUUGCGUCAGUAUGCAUACCAUGUCAGAGAUUAUUUCAGAGCCACAUAUAUUAUGACAAGACGUAAUGUGAUGAGCUAAAAGUCGUUGGUGUUGUCCAUCUGAAUGUAAUAUUCCGUUGCUUUUGCAGUGGUUGAGUUGUUGGUUUUGAGGUGACCUGAACCUUAAAGGUGCCCUGUGGAGUUUUGUGGAGUGUCCUGGAGUUCUAACAAACAUGUUGAAUGCAUUUUUACAGCCAAUAUUUUGAGAUCCGCAUGGCCAACGCCUGUGUUCACACCAGCUUACUGUCGUCUUCUGCCUCAUCUUUGCCGAUGCAUUGCUAAGUAUCUUAUGGCUUCAGUGCCACCAGCUGUCAGUGAGUGCAAUAACAUGAAGCCACAGGACUUCAUAUUGCUUGCCCGACAUGAAUGUAUUAAGAGAACUGAUUACAAAAUUGUUCUAAGAUGGCCACCAGGUUCAUAUUAUGCUCAUUGUAUCAUAUAUCAGACACAAUGGUCUCCCAAGAAAAGCGCCCCAAAACAACACACAUUUACAAAAUAAAUGCAGCGCCCUCUAGCAGCAAACAAGGAAGACACGUGACGUUGUUGUAGAGCAGUGUUUUCCCAACUUUUUUUUCUGGGGACCUACUUUUUAAUAAUGACAAACAAUCGUGACCUAACUCACAAUAGGCCUCAUCUGUAAAUCGUGAGAAGAAUCCCAUUUUUGCAUAAAUGAAUGUUCCUGACCAUUGUUACUGCCAUUUCCGCAUCAUCUUAUAUUGUCUUGAAUAAGUGAACCAGCCAUAUGUUUGAUAAAUCUCGACCCUGAUAAAAUCUCCUGUGACCCACCUGUGGGUCCCGAACCAGUCUUUUAUAGAGCAACAAAACAUUUGAACACAGGAGAUUGCUGUUCCUUUCCCAUUUUCUUUUAUCCACAACCUCAAUCGUUUCCUUACCCUAGCCACAUGUUUAUUACUGUAACCAUGAUGACAAAUAUAGUGAAGUUAUUUUAACAGCAAAAAUUCCCUAUUUUUUAUCAAGUACAAUUUUAAACGCAAACCAUGAUCUUUCCCUAGAUAUAACCUUUUUGUGUCCAACCCUAACCAAACCCUAGCCAAAGCCUUGUCUCACCAUAAAACAGUUUUAUUCGUAUAACAGUAAUUUGAAACUGCCGAUAGGGCUGUCAGAUCACAAAAUGCUUCUGCACGUUGUUCUAGAGAUCAACUUGUCAUACUGUCACUCUUAAGUGUGUAAUAAAUGAACUGUUGGACAACAACAUGUAGGAUACAACUUCAUUUUUAUGUCGGCCAACAUACCAACCUCGUGAACAUGAGGAUAUUAAUGUUAUUGGGACAUCAAAGUUUAAAGGACAUUCAAUACAUAGAAAACCACAGUUUGUUCCAAUGAAAGUUGGAUGACACAAAAAGUUUUAUUGGUUACUUGGGCUCGUACAUUUUUGGGAGCAUUGAGCCUAAUGAGGGACCUAAAGGCUAAAAUGCUAAUAAUGAGAGUCCUUUUGUGACGAAUGUAAGGAAAAGUAGUCUUGGCCGGUGCAUAUCAACUGACCUGCUAUUCCAACUGUGGCCACUAAGCUAGAAUCACCUUACAGCUCAGUGCUGUUCCGAGGGGCCUUGUUAUGCACUGCACAUGUGCAAUCAUCUGCAGUCAACAUGAAAGUACAAUGAGUGUUAUGAGUGUACGUGUGUCCUCGUGGGAUGUUUGCCCACGAGAUGCAAACAUCCAAAAGGAGCCGCACUGGUGGUCAAAAACUCUGCUGGGUACCUUUAACUUUAACUCAAGCUGUGAGGGUCUUUAUGUUGAACUGAAUAUUUCAACGUUUGUAUAAUAAUUGUCUGACUUGAUAACAAUUUCUUGCAGAGUCCCAUCAAGCUUCCUAAUCGUGCCAAAUUGUCAUCUGAUCAUUUCUGACUUAACUUGCUGUGUUCACUGUGUAUAAGGAAUUUCUCUUUAUUUGUUUCUGAUGGCACAGCACAAGCAGAUGUAAUUGUACUGUUCAUUGUGUUGCAUUAAAUUGUACAACACACUAUA
Messenger RNA from Anarrhichthys ocellatus (wolf-eel), 5737 nucleotides. Its product is annotated as ly6/PLAUR domain-containing protein 1-like. Lineage: Eukaryota; Metazoa; Chordata; Actinopteri; Perciformes; Anarhichadidae. The record is from RefSeq and is a predicted model, not a curated record. Gene Ontology annotation, molecular function: acetylcholine receptor inhibitor activity. Gene Ontology annotation, biological process: acetylcholine receptor signaling pathway. The transcript is spliced from 2 exons. Bases 2260 to 2730 code for a protein of 156 amino acids.